AUCACAGGCGAUACCUGUGCACAUGCACCACCCUCUCCUGGUAUUGAAGGCCCAGCCGAGGCUGGUGUUGAUCUCCCCUUAUCUGGAGUCCGCCCGCUACCGCAGGCUGAGUCUGCCGGCCCUUCCCGCUCACCCGCCUCUCCCUCAGGCUGCCUCUGACUUCGUUGCCGCCCGGUGGGAGGCGGGCUCUGACGUCAGGUCAUUCGGUUCAGUCGGACUGGGCUGGGUUCUGUUUGGUUUCGGGACGGGCGCCGGGGACGAAGUUACCGCAGCCCGAGGUUUUAGAUGACAUUAUAUAAAAACAGUGCAGAUGAUUCGAUGAUUUGGAAAGACUUUUUUUGAAACAAAGGCUGGAAUAAGGAAGCACAGAAGAAGGAUGAGUCUGCUAAAACCUAGUGGGCUGAAAGCUCCCAGCAAGAUUGCCAAGCCAGCAAGUACUGCAGUGAAGCAAGCGGCUUCUUCACAAUCGGCAACAUCCAUUGCUACCACACAAAAGACAUCACCUGGAGAGAAAUCUUCAAGCGCAUCCACCACGGAGGCUCAGGAAGAACAUGUGGCUGACUUCAAAAUUGGAGAACGCAUCUGGGUAAAUGGUAGUAAACCUGGCUACAUCCAGUUCCUUGGGGAGAGUCAGUUUGCCCCUGGCCAAUGGGCUGGAAUUGUCUUGGAUGAACCAAUUGGUAAAAAUGAUGGUUCAGUUGCUGGGGUUCGAUAUUUCCAAUGUGAACCAUUGCGUGGAAUAUUUACAAGACCUUCAAAGUUGUCGCGAAGCCCAGUGACAGAUGGUGAAGCUAGUGGUUCACAGACUCGUGCAACAUCUGUUUCCAGAGCCACAUCACCAACAUCUACAUCAACCAGUGUUGCAACAGCUCCAUCUACAUCAACAGCACAAAAAGCUGCAUCGGGUGGAGCUCAAGAUUCUGCAGCCAUGUCCAAUCUUUUAAAAACAGGAAGUGAAUCUGUGUCAAAUCUCUCAGAAGCUAGUUCUGUUAAAAAAGGGGAACGUGAAUUAAAGAUUGGAGAUCGGGUCCUGGUUGGUGGUACUAAAGCAGGAGUGGUGCGCUUCUUGGGAGAGACUGACUUUGCUAAGGGGGAGUGGUGUGGAGUUGAACUGGACGAACCCCUCGGGAAGAAUGAUGGAGCUGUGGCCGGAACCAGAUAUUUUCAGUGCCAGGCAAAGUAUGGUCUGUUUGCACCAGUUCAUAAAGUUACCAGAAUUGGAUUUCCCUCAACAACACCAGCUAAAGCCAAGACAACUGUACGAAAAAUAGUAGCUACCCCAUCAAAUCUCAAGCGGAGUCCUAGUGCAUCAUCCAUCAGCUCUUUAAGCUCUGUAGCAUCUUCCAUCAGUGGUAGACCGAGUCGAUCAGGAUUGCUAACAGAAACAUCUUCACGUUAUGCAAGAAAAAUAUCAGGCACCACUGCAUUACAGGAGGCUUUAAAGGAAAAGCAGCAGCACAUUGAACAGCUUCUGGCUGAACGAGACCUAGAAAGAGCUGAGGUUGCCAAGGCAACUAGCCACGUGGGAGAAAUUGAACAGGAGCUUACGUUACUUCGGACAGGUCACGAACAGAAUGUAUUGGAGAUGGAGGCAAAGAUGGACCAGUUACGAGCAUUGGUGGAGGCUGCUGACAGAGAGAAGGUGGAGCUUUUGAACCAGCUGGAGGAAGAGAAAAGAAAAGUGGAAGAUCUUCAGUUCCGUGUAGAGGAAGAGUCCAUUACCAAAGGUGACUUAGAGACGCAGACCAAACUGGAGCAUGCCCGCAUUAAGGAGCUUGAACAGAGCCUGCUCUUUGAAAAGACCAAAGCUGAAAAACUCCAGAGAGAGUUAGAAGACACUAGGGUGGCUACUGUGUCUGAGAAGUCUCGGAUUAUGGAAUUAGAAAGGGAUCUAGCAUCGCGCACAAAAGAAGUUUCAGAGCUUCGACAAAGACUUGUGAGCAUUGAAGUUUCUGGUAAUGUGGACAGUGCACCUUUGUUGGAAGAAAUUUCCUGCAUGCGAGAUAAGCUUGCAACAAUGAGCAAAGAACAUCAAAAUGAACUUAAAGCAUUGAAAGAAAAACUUGAAACCUCAGAGGAAGAUCACCAAAAGGCACUUCAGCAGCUGCAAGCUGCGACUGAAAAGGUAUCCAAGGAGAAUGUGACUCUCAAGUCCAAAUUGGAUCAAGCCACUACUGAAAACUCAGAGGUUAUUAGUCUAUGGAAAAGUAAGCUCGAGUCUGCAAUAGAAUCUCAUCAGCAAGCCAUGGAAGAACUCAAGUCUUCUUUCAGUAAAGGAGCAGAUUCCCAAACCACAGAGCUUCUAGAGCUGAAGAGUAACUUUGAAAAGCUUAAAGCAGACCAUCAAAUGGAACUUGAGAAUAUUAAAAUACAGCAAGAUUUUGAAAAAUCAACCUACCUAAAAAAAAUUGAAGAUUUAAAAUCUCAGCUAUCAGAAAUCACUGUAGAAAAGGAGAAAGAUAUAGAUAAUCUGAAGUCACAACUGGAAUAUGCUACAAAUCAACACCUGGUAGAAAUGGAAGAGACUUUGACAAAACUACAGGAAACCAAAGAGAAGGUAAAGGAAUUGCAAAUUUUGCAGUCCAAGAGCAAUGAACAGGCACAAAUUGUAGAGGCAUUAACAGCUAAAGUAGCAGCAGCAGAGCAAAAGGUGAUGGGUUUUGAAUUGCUACAAGAAGUUGAAGCACAAGGUAGAGAAGAAAUCAAAAGACUUGAAGAGAAGCUUGCAGCUGUUGAAUCACAGUUGAAAAUCAGUGAAGCUUUAAAGCUUUCUGAAGGGAGCAAGGUUAUUGAUUUGGCCAAACAGCUCGAGGAACAAGCUCAGUCAGUUGUUAAUCUGAAGCAAAGUUUGACUAUAGUGAGCCAGGAUAAACAAGCUUUCGAGCAACAACUGCAGACUAUGAAAGAAAAGUUUGAUGGAGCAUCAGAAGAACAAUACAAAUUGCAGCAAACAUUGCAAGAAACACUUGCAAAGCUCCUUGCAAAAGAAGAGCAAAGCACUUCACUUUCUUCUGAGGUUGUGGAGCUCAAAUCUCAGCUUUCUGCUAUGGAAAGAAGAAUUAAAGUUGAGGAGGAAAAGGCUGAACAACUAACUGGGGAUAAAACCAAACUUGAGAACACCAUCUCUGAGAUGAUUAAAUCUUCAGGAGACAACUCUGCUCAGCUUACAAAGAUGAAUGAAGAGCUGAAACUCAAAGAAAGGAGGCAGGAUGAACUACAAGAACUGGUUCGUCAAUCCAGUGAAAAGAUUGCUUGUUUACAGGAAAACUUGGAGCAAGUCACAAAUAAAGCAGAACGGAUGCAGGAGGAGAAGCAGCAGAAACAUCAGAAUGAGCUUCAAGCAAUACUGAAGAAAAUGGCAGACCUGCAGCAGCAGGUGGAAAUGCACAGCACACACACUAAGGAAAUGCAAAGCAACCAUGAGAAAGUGGUUUCAGAAAUAAAUAGGAACAAUGAAACUUUAGUGAAGGAGCUCAAGACAAAUUUACAGGAAACCAAAGAAGCACUGAAGAGCUCUCAAGAGAAGAGUAAUCAAAGAGAAAAACGCAUAGAAGAACUGAAGAAGCAAGUGGAACAGGUCCAGGCUUCGAGAAAAGCUGAAGAGGCUGAACAGUCAUUAGAGCAGGUAAUGAAGGAGAAAAAUAUAUUGGACCAACAGAAGACUGAAACUUUGGCAGAAUUGGAAGAGUCCAGACUGAAGAACCAAAAGCUUAAAAACGAGCUCGAAGCUCUUAAGGAACAGAACAAUAAAUGCCAAGAAGACUUGAACCACUCAAAACAGCAGCUGAGCUCAGAGAAUAAGAGAAUAGGAAGCCUUUGCAAAGAAAUAGAGGAGCUGAAGCUGGCAGCAGCCCAGAAGUCCCAGCAGCUGGCAGCACUACAUGAGGAAAACAGCAAACUGGCAAGCGAGCUGGGUAGGAGCAAGGACGAAGUCACCAGCCAUCAGAAGCUCGAAGAGGAGCGAUCUGCACUUAAUAAUCAGCUACUAGAAAUGAAAAAGAGACUGAAAAAAGUCUAUCCACGUUACAAUAACUUACCCAAUAACACUUUAAGAGAAUCUUUAUUAAAGAAAGAGUUUGAAGAAGACAAAAACACUUUACAGAAAUCCAUCGCUACUACUAGUGCCUUGAUCACAGAUAAAGACAAAGAACUAGAGAAACUCAAGAAUGAGAUUGCAGUGUUACGAAGUGAGAAUGCCAUGGCAAAAAAAUUACAGUCAGUAGUUCAAUCAUUGGAAUCCGAUAAAUCAAAACUUGAACAAAAGGUACAGAGCUUGGAGAAGAAAAUCAAUGAUAACCAAAGGCAGCUUGACAACAUCACAUCCUCUCCAGGAGAACAAGUUAUCGAAGAGCAAAGGGAAGAAAAUGAUUCUGCUGAGAGUCAGAUUGAUUUCCUGAACUCUGUGAUAGUGGAUUUACAAAGAAAGAAUGAACAACUGAAAGUGCAGCUAGAAAAACUGGCUGAGGCAUCCCUUAAUGGCAAUGUUGCUGAUGAUGUAAACAAUUUUGGCAGCUUGGAUGGGACGCAAACAAAGAAGAAGCCACCACCACGUCUCUUUUGUGACAUAUGCGAUUGCUUUGACCUCCAUGACACUGAGGAUUGUCCCACACAAGCACAGAUGUCUGAAUUUCCUCCACAUUCUACUUACCAUGGCAGUAGAAAAGAUGAACGCCCCUAUUGUGACAUCUGUGAGGUAUUUGGGCAUUGGACAAACAACUGCAAUGAUGAUGAGACCUUCUAAUACACCACUCCACCCUAGAUAUGGUGUAUUUUUUUUGUGUAGAUCUGCAGUUUUUGUUUUUCAUUUCUGCUUAAAUAUCAUAUUUCUCCUUUCAUUACUCUGUACUGCACAUCCUUAUAACUCCAUUUAUUACUGUACCACUAUUAACUAACUUUUAAAAAUAGCUUCUACAGAACAACUAAUUUGAAUUAUGAUUUGGUGUACAAAACUGUAGCAUUUGAAAUUAUUUGCUUGAUUGUCAGACUUUGUAUAAAGAGUGUGAACAUUAUAUUGAUUUCUUACUGAAUGUAAAAUAUAUGUGGGAAAUUAGGCUGAUGAACUUGUAUAUACCUUUUGAUUUAUUUUUGCCCAAAGUAAUUUACUCAGAAAUCAACAUAUGGAUGUUGAAUAUUUUUCUUUCAUUUCUAAGUUUGGGUAUUGAAAUGAAUGUAUAGUGUAACAAUUGUUGCAGGGAGAAGGUAUUAUGUAAAGACAGUAUUAACCCAAACACUGUGUGUAUUGUGUCAACUUUAAUAAAUUAUUACCUUUGAUGUUUUGAUUGA
This is a messenger RNA of Pristis pectinata (smalltooth sawfish), 5283 nucleotides long. It is a transcript of the gene clip1a, whose product is annotated as CAP-GLY domain containing linker protein 1a. Gene Ontology annotation, molecular function: microtubule plus-end binding. The record is from RefSeq and is a predicted model, not a curated record. Gene Ontology annotation, biological process: cytoplasmic microtubule organization; positive regulation of microtubule polymerization. The transcript has 27 exons. Gene Ontology annotation, cellular component: microtubule plus-end; nucleus; cytoplasm. NCBI's taxonomy places the organism in Eukaryota, Metazoa, Chordata, Chondrichthyes, Rhinopristiformes, Pristidae. The coding region runs from base 377 to 4741 and encodes 1454 amino acids.